Messenger RNA from Cyanidioschyzon merolae strain 10D, 2241 nucleotides. RefSeq lists its product as hypothetical. The transcript has a single exon. Gene Ontology annotation, molecular function: DNA binding. Lineage: Eukaryota; Rhodophyta; Bangiophyceae; Cyanidiales; Cyanidiaceae. The coding region runs from base 1 to 2241 and encodes 746 amino acids. The record is from RefSeq and is a predicted model, not a curated record.
AUGCGACGUAGUCGGGGAAAGUCCGCAAGGCGAAGCCGCAAGCUGGAGCCAUGGGAGCUGUCCAGCGACGACGAUGAAGACGGUGCGUUGGCGUCGGGUUCAGGCGACAGCGAUGAGAGCUUUGCGAGUGUUUCGGACACAGAGCGUGCGCGUGCUGUGAACCAGGUAUCGACAGAGACCUCUGGUCGUGCGAUGCUACGGGGCAAACGAGUGUCUGGCGCAGCUGCCGCUGGAUCCAGCACGGACGACGCUGGCACGCUCCAGGACCCUGAGAGCAGAGUGAAGCGGCAGCGCGCGGCGCGUCCCAAGGACGACCGACGGACCGGGAGCGACGCGGAUACGGACAACCUGGUAAACGCUGACACCGCCGCUGAGAAGGCCAAGGAAGCGUCGACUCAGGACCUGAGCGAGCUGGAAGAUAUCGAAACGGAACCCGAAUUCGACGACGGCUACGACGCCGAGGGUUACGGCGAUGAACAGGAUCGUGCGCACCUCCUCUCCCUGACGGCAGUCGAACGGGAAACCAUUCUUGCAGAGCGCUUCGAGCGCCGACAGAGGGAGUACGAAGCAUACUUGUUCCGAAAAGCGCUUCGUGAGCGCCGGCGUGCCGCCAUCGACGCUCGAAAGCAGCAGCGGGAUGCCUCCAGUGCUGACAAGGCAACGCUUGCCGAACGUGAAAGAGCGAAAAAGAGAACCCGCAAACAGGCUUUAGAUGCCUUAGCACAAGCAAAGAGGCGAGAUAAAUCGUCUUCUCGGAGGCGUGCCAGCGAUAGCGAGGCAUUAUCGCAGGCGUCGGAUCUCGAUGAAAGUGACUGGAGUGCAACACAUCCGCCGGGGCUCUCGGAGACCGACUCGGUAUCCGACAUGCCCCACGGUACCGAUGAAGAGGAGGAUGGUGCUCAGCGCCGUCGCCGUGGCACCCUGCCCGUUUCGGCUAGCGCGAGCGUUCAACGAAGAACUCCCGUAGAGCGUUCCCACGGCCUGUUGUCGAAGACCAUGACAUUCGCGGACCUGGUAGAUCCACAGACCGGAGCACCGUCACCGCUUGUGUUGACGCGCGGACUUGUGGAACGAUUCCAUCAGAAGCCAUGGUUCACUCGGUUUGCUCUGGGUUCGUUCGUGCGAGUGCCGUUACCGCCCACAGCAAGCGCGAAUGCCACGUCGUCGACACCACAGCAACUGCAACAGUACGUUUUGGCGCGUGUAAGUGCGAUCCUGAAGGCACCGAGGCUGUACCCGGUACCGUCGACGCAGGUCGUCGAGGGCGGGCGCCCCGCACCGCCAUUCAAAGUAGGGUUUCGGAUUCAGGCAGAGCUCUGCGGUCGUCAAAGGCGCUUUUCGGUUGAUCAGCUGUCACGGCACGCUCCAUCAGAGCUCGAGUGGUUGCACUACGAGAAACGUCACCAGGAGCAACGCCUGCCGCUCCCGUCUCGAGAUGAGGUCGAAGCGCUGCGAGCCGAGAAGCUCGCGUUCAUGCGAGGCGAGAUCCCUGCGACACCCGAGGAGAUUGCCGAUUUCCAAGCCGAGUUUGAACGUCUUCACCCCGAAGCCGUGAAUUAUGCUCGUCGUAUCACACAGGUACGGGCGCAACUGGCGCACGCUCAGGAAGCAGGCGACAUGGAGAAGCAAAACGCGUUGGCGGCAGAACUGGAGCGCUUGGCGGAACUCGAGACUCGUUAUGGACAGCGCCCGCGUGAGGGCUCGUCCAACGAACAAGUACGUGAUAUGCUGCUAUCGAGAAGGCAUCAUAUGCCGUCGACAGAGUCCAAGUUCACACCACAGCGUCCAGCUCCGGAAGCGGAACUCCCGCUGGCAGCCUCGCUCAUGCUGCUGAAACGCACUGUCGAGGAGCAGAACGCUGUGGAGCUGGAUCCUUUCGCGCGUCGCGUCGCGCGGGGCACGAGUUACUUCUUCACACCCAGCAAAGCGACGUCCUCUGAGGCAGCCACCGACGCAAGUGCAUCGCUCGAGUCGGAGACCAGGCGGAGCAUCGGUGCUACCGGGCAACCGCCACCGCCUCCGCCUCCGCCUCGUGAAGCGAAUAUCCCAGCGAACGCACAUCGCGCAGAGGCCUUGCGGGAACUCAUCCCUCAAAUAGAGCGUUGGCUAUGGUAUGGCCCGCUUUUGGAGCCUUUACGCAAUGUCGAAUUAUCAUCGGCUGAUGAGGAUGUGUUCCUUGCUUCUCGCGCGCGCUUUGAGCACCUUCGACGCGCCCAGGGCGAUGCGUCUGUCGCGCUCUGA